Messenger RNA from Priapulus caudatus, 3241 nucleotides. Its product is annotated as guanine nucleotide-binding protein subunit alpha-12-like. The transcript has 3 exons. Gene Ontology annotation, molecular function: D5 dopamine receptor binding; G-protein beta/gamma-subunit complex binding; GTPase activity. NCBI's taxonomy places the organism in Eukaryota, Metazoa, Priapulida, Priapulimorpha, Priapulimorphida, Priapulidae. Gene Ontology annotation, cellular component: heterotrimeric G-protein complex; brush border membrane. Gene Ontology annotation, biological process: Rho protein signal transduction; adenylate cyclase-modulating G protein-coupled receptor signaling pathway. Bases 9 to 1109 code for a protein of 366 amino acids. The record is from RefSeq and is a predicted model, not a curated record.
GUGACGUCAUGGGCGGGGUGGAAGCAAACAUGGCUGACAUGUUUAGCUGCUGUAUGAGCGCCCAAGAGAUGGAGGAACGAAACAGAAGCAAGCGGAUUGAUAAAAUGCUUUCAAAAGAGAAGUCGUUACAUCGUAGACAAGUCAAAGUAUUACUGUUAGGAUCUGGUGAGAGCGGAAAGAGUACGUUCUUAAAACAGAUGCGAAUUAUACACGGACACGAUUUUGAUGAGGAACAGAUAGCAGAGUUCCGAAGCAUCAUUUAUACAAACGUGAUCAAAGGCAGUAUGGUACUGUGUGACGCACGGCAAAAACUUGGUAUUGCGUGGGAACACCCCGAUAACGAGAACAACUCGAGAUUUUUGUUCAAGUAUAAUAGUGGCAUGUCGUUAGAUGCGACUGUUUUUGCUGACUUUGCGACUGUUGCGAAGCACCUAUGGCAAGACAAGGGGAUUCAGGAGGCGUUUGAUAGGAGAAAUGAAUACCAGCUGGGAGACUCAAUUAGUUACUUUCUUGAUGAAUUAGAAAGAAUAGGAAAGUCCAACUAUAUGCCAACAAAGCAAGACAUCCUGCAUGCACGAAAGGCUACAAAAGGAGUAACGGAAUAUGUGAUAAAUAUCAAGGGGAUUCCAUUCAGAUUUGUGGACGUCGGUGGUCAAAGGUCACAGAGGCAAAAGUGGUUUCAGUGCUUUGAAUCAGUGACAUCGAUCCUUUUUCUAGUGGCUUCCAGUGAAUUCGACCAAGUGCUGUUGGAAGACCGUGUCACCAAUCGUCUAAUUGAAUCGCGCAACAUAUUCGAAACAAUCGUCAAUAAUAAGUGCUUCACGAAUGUGUCAGUGAUUUUGUUUUUAAACAAGCAAGAUUUGCUAGAGUCGAAAGUACAGAAAGUUGCGAUAUCAGACUACUAUCCUGAAUUUGAAGGCGAUCCUCAUAAUUUAAGAGACGUUCAGGUGUUCAUUAGGAAUAUGUUCGACUCCGCACGUCGUGAGAGAAAUAAACCACUCUUCCACUAUUUCACGACGGCUGUUGACACUGAAAAUAUCAAGUUUGUGUUUCAAGCCGUCAAAGACACGAUCUUACAAGACAAUCUGAAAGCACUCAUGCUGCAAUAGCCUCUUGACUGUGUUGUGAGAGAAACUCAAGGCUGCCUUAUAAACACUUUGUGUUAAAGACGAAUGUACCAUUCAUGUAACAUAGCAACUCUACCCAGUGAUUUCUGGAGCUUACACACUCCUAUAAUGUUGCUCAUCUGUAGGUAAAUACCUUUUUUCUAAAGGCAGCUUUUGGAUGUAUAGGUGAUAUCUAGCUAUUUACCACCCCACAUCUAUACCUAGCACCAUAUACUGCAAAUCUAACAAGCAAAAUACAUUAAGAUUACAAGAUUCAGACCUUCGCUAUUCAUUGACACCUAGUAUUUUGGUAUUAGUGUAUCCUCACCUGCCUAUACACCAUGUGACCCCGUUAUACACUAUCCAUAUGUUGUACACACCAUGUACUGCUUCUUUCUAGUGUUAUUAUUCUGUUUCUUGAGUUGUGCUCAUUGGCGGCUGUGCCAGCAUGAGUUGUUGGCCAGUUUCUUGGUAUGUAAAAAAGUCAACCAAGUUAUCAUCCAAAGAUAAUCAAGUAUUGAAUUUUAACUUCUUCUCCAAAUAGCCAUCUAUUAUGAACAAGUGUGGACACUGUUGUCGAAUUUUAUCGAAAUGUUUUUUAUGGAAAAUCACUUGUAUUUUUUGACAAUAGGUAAAAUGAUGAUUUUAUAAAUAAAAUGUGGAGAAAUAGUUUUUAGUCUCAUGUAUCAAGCUGUAGAUCUGAACUGUGCUUGAGGAGGUGUUGCUCCUGUACACUCAGUCUUUAGAAGAAACCGUUAGUUGGAUUAUCAGAUACGUUAGUUUAUCGCUUUCCGUGAGAAGAGAAAAGACUUUUAUCAUUUCAUUAACCAUGUGUUCAGAAUUUGAAUGCAAAUUCCUGAUUGACAGUUGACUUGAUAUAUUUGUCACAUUGUGUGUGACAAUGUUUAGCGACAAUACAGUUUACGUUAAGGGAUGUAGGAAUCAAACCUAUACACCUAGGCAUAUACAUCCUGUGUGUACGUUAUCGUGCAUACUGACUUGGAUAACAAUAGAUUUACCCAUGGUCAUUAUUCUACCUGAGCUUCAACAGCUUUCUAAACUUUACAGAGUGGCUACGUGUACGAGUACUGUCUGACUCAGCUCACGGGCAACAGGUAUGGUCAAGCAUUUCACAUGAGAUCAUGCGACAAUCCUUGUGUACGUAUGGCCUGCGCACCGAAAAAUGGCAUGAAAUGUUGGUUAAGUUAAGUACUCUGUAGUGUUUUUACAUAGUAUACGGGUAGGGAAGCCGUGUUACGACACCUGAAGUCUUAUUUGUGUGGCAUCUUCCUUACACAUGCGCCUCAGCGUUCAGUUCUUAUGUGGCACAUAAGGUUCUUAUAUGUAUAAGAAAGGAUUUCUAGUGGCAUCAAUGACUGAGCAGUUACUGGUGUUUCCUGUUACCUAGGCAAGCCGGGUUUAAACCUCAGACAUAUUUGCUUUACUUUUUUACUAGUGUAUUUUACAUGUUUAUAUUAUAAUUAACGCAAGGUAUUCCUAUAUUUGAGGACAGAUAUAUACAUGUAGAUUUUCCACUUUGCAUUGGUAUUUUAAUUAAGAGAAUUCAGAUAAAAAAUAAAUCAAAAUAAUAAAAUUAAUAAUAUACUUCAAGUUCUACAUAUAGCUGUCCAUUAGAAAGUGUAGAGACAGAGUACGAGUCUGAGUUCAUUUAUUCCUGUAUGUAUCAUGAGAUCGUGUAUGAAAUGCAUGAGAUGCAUAGCCUGCGAGCUGAGGUGUACCGUAACUGUACUCAUAGCCACGGCCAAACUUUUAUGUAUUCAGUGUAGUACCCGGUAUGGUUUAUCCCAGGGUAGGUUGUUUGCAUCAAAGGAAAUACAAAGAUUUGAGUGAGCAUAUUUUGGCAAAUUUCAAUGUCUUUCCUGAUAAAUCAUGUAUAAUGUAGCUCUGUGUCCCUGGUUUGCACAUUCCUGGACCCGAUUGCACUAAGGAAAUAGUCAUGUACGCAGUCAUUAUUGUGCAUGCCUGUGUAGUUACAUAAUAUAUGAGUUAUGGUUGUAAUGCUAGAUUUUGCUAGCUAAUGCUUGUUGUGUAAAUGAAAUUUUGUUACGUGUAUAAGAAUAAAAUAAGUUUUUAAGAUAUAUAAAUAAAGUUAAUGUCUUUACAGAAUAACUUGA